CAAAACCUGAAGAGUCUCCAGAGUCUGGACUUGUUUAACUGUGAGAUCACGUCUCUGGAGGAUUACAGGGAGAGCGUGUUCGAGCUGCUGCCUCAGGUCACCUACCUGGACGGCUUCGACCAGGAGGACAACGAGGCUCCAGACUCUGAGGCCGAAGACGAAGACGAGGACGGCGAGGAUGGGGCGGGGCAGACCGGCGACUAUGACGAUGAUGAUGAUGAAGAAGAGGAUGAGGACGGCUCAGAGGGAGGAGAGGUGGGGCUGAGCUUUCAGGUGAACCGGGGAGAUCAGGUGGGCAACUCAGGCUUCAGUCUGCAGGUCGACCCGCCGCCGGCUCAGAUGCAGGCAAAGAGGAAAAAGAAUAAACAAAGUUACCACGAGAGGUUGAUGCUGAGCUGAUUCAUUGUGGACAUU
This is a messenger RNA of Paralichthys olivaceus (Japanese flounder), 414 nucleotides long. The record is from RefSeq and is a predicted model, not a curated record. Lineage: Eukaryota; Metazoa; Chordata; Actinopteri; Pleuronectiformes; Paralichthyidae.